AUGACAACAAUUGAUCUUCUAGAAGAGGCGUCGUCGCGUCUUCAGAAAAGGAAUGCAUUUGAAGAGUUAGAAGGAGAUAUGGAUGUGGAGGAGGAAGUUGAGGCUGUAGUCAGAAAGGAAAUGGAAGAAGAAGCAGAUUCUGAAGUCAAGCAUCUGAAGAUAAUAUACACACCUGAACAGCUUUAUGAAUACCAAGAUAAUGCAAUCUUGUUUAAGGACAAUCCACUGCCAGAAAGAGCAUUUUAUAGGUUAGAAGCAAAACUGCUGAGAAAGAUAAACGCUACUCUUACGUAUCUACCGCCAAGUAGAAGAAAAAAGGUGAAGAAGACGGACAAGAAAGAACGGGAGAAGGAAUUCAAAGGCCGAAAAUUGAGUAAUGGACAUCAACAUGUGAAAGAAGAAAAUGAAGAGGGGGACGAUGAUUCCAUUCCAGAGUGGGCUAUCGAGUCGGAUUUCCACGUGGACAAGAACCUUGCUGGAUAUUCAUCUUUUGGUGGAUUUACAGUUGAGGAUAUGGAACACGAGAAGAGAAUGUAUGUGGAGGCACACGGAGGAGUUUAUAAGGAGGAUGAAGAAACCGAAUUGAAAAAACAAUUAAAGAAACAGUUUGAAGAGCCUGAGAUUCUUGGACCCAAGGAAGAAGAAUACAAUGCCCUGAAAGUGGACGCGAUGUUUACUUCUCAGGACAAUUCGUCACCUGAUAAUCAGUUCUUCAACUCGUUACUUCAAAAAACAGAGAGUUCGAGGUCUAGUAGUGCUACCAUUCAUCAACAUUCACCUAACGAGACCUCUAAAUUUUCAAAUCUGUUCAGUCACAAGGAGCCACAAUCUGACGUUGUUACUCCUAAGACAGUUCCAGAAACUCCGCCGGGGCUUUCUCUUCCCUCUAAUGCUUCCAAUUCAGCGGUGCCACUUCUUCCUCCGGGACUAAAUCAAAUAAACACGCAGAUUCCACAAAACAAACAACUACCACCGGGAAUUUAUCAAUCGCCACCAACGGAGUAUAUGUCUCAGCUUGUUCAGCAACAGCGGAUUCAACUUCAGUUGGAGCAGCGUAAACUUGAGCAGCAACAGCGACAGCAGCAGCAGCAGCAGCAACACCAGCAACAGCAACAGCGACAGCGACAGCAGCAGCAGCAGCAGCAGCAACACCAGCAACAGCAACAGCGACAGCGACAGCAGCAGCAGCAGCAACUCCAACAUCAACAGCAGCUCCAACAAGAACAACUGCAGCAGCAGCAACAACAGCAACAGCAACAGCAACUCCAACAUCAACAGCAGCUCCAACAAGAACAACUCCAACAGCAACAACUGCAACAGCAACAACUGCUUCGACAGUCUCAACCUUACCUGGGACAACUACCUCCUGGAAUGGUGAAUUUGCCACCACCACCUCCUGAACUUAUAGAACUUAUUCGUCAGGGAAAGUUGCCUCCAUUGCCACCUCAACGGAUGGCUCAGAAUGUGCCUCUUACACAACAGACAAUGCCUCUUCCACAGCGAACUAUGCCUCUUCCACCACCAGAUCAACUUCCUCCUGCUUUACAAGGUAUAUUCCUGCAACUACAAAAUCAACUCAGUAGAUGUCAACAGAGUGGUCAGCCGCCGCCGACUCAGCUCCUACAACAGAUGGAGGGCUUCCAUAAGCUUGUUGAACAACAUGUGAGACAGCAGAGAAGAUGA
Messenger RNA from Brettanomyces nanus, 1683 nucleotides. RefSeq lists its product as uncharacterized. The transcript has a single exon. The record is from RefSeq and is a predicted model, not a curated record. NCBI's taxonomy places the organism in Eukaryota, Fungi, Ascomycota, Pichiomycetes, Pichiales, Pichiaceae. Bases 1 to 1683 code for a protein of 560 amino acids.